Topomyia yanbarensis is the source of this 5422-nucleotide messenger RNA. Its product is annotated as zinc finger protein 62 homolog. Lineage: Eukaryota; Metazoa; Arthropoda; Insecta; Diptera; Culicidae. The record is from RefSeq and is a predicted model, not a curated record. The transcript is spliced from 8 exons. The coding region runs from base 178 to 5187 and encodes 1669 amino acids.
CAAAAAAUAAUCAGCUGAUCAGGAACGAUGCCAAGUAUUGCUUAAUGUCAUAUUAUUAUUAUUAUUAUUAGGCUAGCGAACAAGGCAAUGCUCAUAACGCAAUUAAGAAGGAUAUUAAUCAUUAGUUAAGCAAGUAAUACUCAAAUAGAAACCACUACGAAACAACCGACAGGCGAAAUGCAAAUAGCGAACAGCUAUGACCAAGUACAAGAGAACAUUUUACAAGUUUCAAAAUCUCACAACUGUGAAAUCUGCGGCAAAGGGUUCAGCAAGGAUAGUAAACUAAAAGAACACCGAAACAUCCACACCGGUGAAAGACCGUUCGGGUGUAAUUUCUGUGAUAAAACAUUUUCUACCCGUAGUACCCUGUCGGUUCACAAACGCAUUCAUUGGGGGAACAAGCCACUUAUAUGUGAGGUGUGCGAUGAAGAAUUUCAGCAAAGGACCCAUUUCGUGAUACACCAGAAGACGCACAUAGGAGAAAAGCCCUUCAAAUGCGAUGCCUGUGGUAGGAAGUUUGCUAAGAAAUCUUGCAUGUAUAAUCAUAAGCAUUGUAGUAAAAGUGAACGACCUUUCAAAUGUGAAAUAUGUGGCAAAAAAUUCUCGUUCAAUUUUGAUAUGCUUCAACAUAAGCGAAUCCACACCGGCGAAAAACCACACAAAUGUGAUGUGUGUGGGAAAGAUUUUCGCUUGAAAUUUGUUUUGGUUGACCAUAAGCGUAUUCAUACUGGCGAAAAACCAUACGAGUGUAACAUUUGUGCUAGAAAGUUCCGUACACGUGCUAUCCUGAACAAUCACAAAAUGACACAUAACAGUGGAAAUUCAUAUGAAUGUGGAACGGAUUCAGAAAUAAUUGUUGAGAAAUCCGUUCAAUCUCAAGGUAGAAUACGUCCUCACCAGUGCAACAUUUGCAACAAAAAAUACAUGCGAAAUACAGAUCUUAUGCGACACAGCCGCGUCCAUAGCAACGCUAAACCAUACGUUUGUGAGAUUUGCUUUAAGCAUUUCACCUAUUCCGUAGGUCUAUUAAGGCAUGCUCACAUCCACAACGAGGAAAUAUUUAAAUGUAACGGUUGUAUAAAGCAGUUCAGCAGCUACGAAGAACUAAAGGCACACCGCCUAAUCCAUGACACUUACGAGUGCCCGACGUGUAGGAAAAGAUUCAGAAGCAACAGUAUUCUACAACAGCACAUCCGAGUUCAUACCGGGGAAAGACCGUACACUUGUGACAUUUGCAGCAAAAGUUUCAAGACACUCAGUACACUUUCCGCACAUAAUCGCACACACAUCGACCACCCAGUUCGACCGUUUCACUGCGAUGUGUGUGGUGCUGAAUUCACUCGAAAAACAAGCCUGAAUCGACACAGGAAGAAUCAUGGAUUGCCACCGGCCAGUGAUCCGGCAAGGGAAUUGAAACUGAAUGAUGUAGAAGGAAACGUACGCGGGCAUCAGAACGUAAACGUGGAUGGGGAAAUCGAGGAAUCCCCACUGAAAACAGAAUUCUUUGAGUUGGCUAGAAUGCAGGACGAGUAUAAAGGUGUUGUUGCAGCUUGGACAGAAACAUUCACUCCACGGGACCCAAGUGCAAUAAUCAAACGCGACAAUGAUCUCCAUCCUGAGCUAACUAACAUUAAAGUUGAACAGGGCAGCGCAGAGAAGAAAGUCUUCAACAGCAACGAACUACCGAUAAAUACUUUUACUCCUCCGGUGCAAACCAUUUUACUAACCGACGAAACUAGUUCCGACCAUCGAUGUAGUAUUUGUGGGAAAACAUUUCUUAAGAGCAAGCUUCUUACUAGACACUGCAAACGACAUUUUCGCAAACCUCGGCACAAAUGUACAUUAUGUGAGGAUGCAUUUUCAUCUAAAGGUGCCCUCGCUGCACACAUCACUACCCACACUGGAGAGAAACCGUACAAAUGCGAAGUGUGUGGCAAAGGAUUCUCUCGCGACAGUAAUUUAAGGAAUCACAUGGGCAUUCACAACAGCGAACGAUCGCACAAAUGUGAUGUCUGCGGCAGAACUUUCCGUCGGGUCAAAGAUCUGGAGACUCACACGCAGGUUCACAGCAAAGCGAAUUCUUGUAAAUGUGAUAUUUGUGGCAAAGAAUUAGUCCGAAGUGCUAGCCUUGCAUCACACAUGCGCAUCCACGUUGGUGAAAAAAGUCUCAAGUGUCACGUGUGUGGCAGAGGAUUUAUACAUUCGUCUAGCCUUGCGUAUCAUGUUGGAACCCACAGCGGCGAGCAUGCCUACCAAUGGCAAUGUGAAGUUUGCGGUAAAAAGUUUACCAACAGCAAAAAUCUGGCGGAGCAUAGCCGUAUCCACACCGAAGAUUUACACAAGUGCCCAAUUUGUGGCAAAGAAUAUCCAUAUGCGAAUAAUCUUAAAGACCAUAUGAAUGUACACACCGGAAUACGACCUUACAAAUGUGACACAUGUGGCAAAGAUUUCAUCAAGCGUUACAACCUCAACUGUCACAUGCGUCACCAUACCGGUGAGCGACCGUAUAAAUGUGCUAUUUGUGGCAGGCAGUUCCUUUACAAUAGUAGCCUAGAAAGGCACACAGCGACUCAUGAUAGCGAACGGUCGCACAAAUGUGACAUCUGUGGCAAGCAGUUUUUCCGCAGCACAGAUGUUGUAAAUCAUCGACGCAUUCAUACCGAUGAGAAAGCACACAAAUGUGAAGUCUGCGACAAAGCUUACUUGGAUUUACCUCGCCUCAAACGGCACGUGCUUUUCAGCCACAGCACCGAGCGGCCGUACAAAUGCGAAUUUUGUCCCAAAACGUUUGUAGACAAAAUUACGCUUGCAAAUCAUGGUCCGGUUCAUUCCAGUAUACCAGCAUUCGGUUGCGACAUCUGUGGUAAGCGGUUUAAGUAUCAGUCGUACCUCCGAAUUCAUGCACUACUGCACACAGGCGAACGUCCGUACCAGUGUGGCGUGUGUGGGAAGGGAUGCGUCUCAAAAAGCGUGCUCAUUGUACACGAACGCAUCCACACCGGCGAGAAACCUUUUCAGUGUGACUUGUGCGAAAAGGGUUUUAUUAGUAAGGGUUUGUUGGUACAGCAUAAGCGUACACAUUUGGAGCUUCCUGUUCCAGAAGAAUUGGUAGCGGUCGAAGAGGAAGGCGAAGAUCCGGUUGGAGAAUACAAACAGCUCGCAGUACGCGCAUCGCACAUGAUUUACAGAAAGAGUGAAAUUAGAAAUCACACUAGAACGACCUCUUAUCGUGGGAAGAUGCCAAGUAACGGUCAAGACAGUUUCGACCAAGAUCAUAAAGUGGACAAGUUCCGAGAAGUAGUUUGUCAGCAGGAAAACAUUUCUAAUUUCGAGGAAGAACCUCCCUCUAGUUUAAGCCAGCCAAAUGAGCAAUCAACAUCCCUGCAGCCGCCAAAUAGUUCCGAAAGUAGCGCCGUAAGUGAAUCUGACAAUAGCUAUCAAAAUGACAGUCCGGCUCCCGAGGUCCGUCUGCACGUCUGUAAAAUUUGUGAUAAAGGAUUCACAAAAAAAGAUCUGCUUAAAAAUCACAUGCGCACCCACCUUGGCCAACGUAACCAUAUAUGUGACAUAUGUGGUAAGCGAUGUUUGAUGGGAAAGGAUCUUGCCUCUCACAGGCGCACUCACACAGGCGAGAAACCGUUCGAGUGUGACAUAUGUCAUAAGCGGUAUGCCCAGCGCGUGGGUCUUAUCUAUCACAAAAAUAUUCACAGCGGCGAACGAACGCACAAGUGUAAUUUGUGCGGUAACUUAUUCCUUCGAAAGAGAGAUCUGGUAGUUCACGAACAACGCACUCAUACUACCGAUAAGCCGCACAAGUGCGACGUUUGUGACAAACAAUUCAAAUAUUUCAACAGCCUUGCGUAUCAUGCCAGCAUCCACAGUGAACCAAGGCACAAGUGCGAGGUCUGUGAUAAACGAUUUCGAAGAGAAAAAGAUCUGGCGGCACAUAGUACCAUGCAUUUGAAGGAAAAAUCUCAUAUAUGCACCGUGUGUAAUAAAGGAUUUUCUGAUGCGAAACGUCUUACUCGGCACCAAAUCUCUCAUAGUGACAAACGGCCGCACACGUGUGAGCACUGUCCGAAAAAAUUCCACACCAAAAUAGAACUCACAAAGCAUACACGGGUUCACACCGGUGAAAAGCCGUAUCGUUGCGAAGUAUGUGGCAAAGAAUUCACAGAUGCCGGUUACCGAACAAUACACAUGCUAAUGCAUACAGGUGAAAAGUCGCAUGAAUGUAAAAUAUGUGGGACAAAAUUCUACACCAAUAACAUACUCUUAGGACAUAUGCGGAAGCAUACUGGUGAACGCAAACACAAAUGUGACGUUUGUGGUAAAGGAUUUUUGAGUACUACUCACCUUGCUCAGCACAUGCGCAUUCAUACAGGUGAGCGUCCUUACAAGUGCGACAUUUGCGGUCGAGAAUGCAAACAAAGUAGCGACCAUUUCCGUCAUAUGCGUGCUCAUGCCAACGAUCGGGCCUACAAAUGCGAAGUGUGUAACAAAGGAUUCAUGGCUCCAGGUCGUCUGACGGUUCACAUGCGUGUUCACACCAAUGAAAGACCUUACACCUGCGAUAUAUGUCAGAAAGGCUUUACCGGAAGUGCAGUCCUCAAACAGCACAAACGCAUACAUUCCGAAGAACGGCCGCAUAAAUGUGACACUUGUGGUAAAGGAUUUGUUUGCUCGGGUGAUCUUAAUAAACACAAACGAUCACAUACCGGUGAACGACCGUACAAGUGUGAUAUAUGUCCGAAAGCAUACAGAUUGAGUGGAGUUUUAAACCAGCAUAUGCGCACCCACACCGGAGAACGACCGCAUAAAUGUAACGAGUGUGGCAAAGGAUUUAUCAGAAAGGAUCACCUUAGAAAUCACAGGCGUGUUCAUACCGACGAGCGACCGUACAAGUGUUCCAUUUGCAACAGAGGCUUCUUCGUUGCGUCCGAGAUAACCAUUCACGAGCGUACUCACACGGGGGAAAAGCCAUACAGGUGCGAUGUUUGCGGUAAGGAAUACUCGAGAGGUGCCGAUCUGAAUCAACACAAGCAGAUUCAUUUGUCCAGUAAUCUGUAUAAAUGCUCAACCUGCGGAAAAGAAUUCCUACAAAGAGAACAUCUUGCGCUGCACCAGCAGGAACACGAAACCAAGACGCAGAAGGAAGCGGCAGCUGAUAGCGCUGUAGUGCCUUGAAACCUAUAGUGACCAAAUGUGAUUUUAUGAAGCAAUCAUAUGUCUUCCGAUUGUUUGGCAUACAUGUCUUGUGGCAUAACGGUUAUUUGGCAUAAUCGUUGUUGUUUCAAUUAUUAAAAUCAAAAUGGUAAUCACAAGCUUAAAAUUUUUAAUAAUAUUCCGUUGUCAGUGCCUUAAAAAGUAGACUAAGCAUGCUCCUAUGUUUGAAUAAACCGGGCUAUACAAGAAAUCGAAA